CGGCAUGGGGAGCGUCAGCAGCCUCAUCUCCGGCCACGGCUUCCACGGCAAGCACUGCCGAGCCUCCCAGUGCCGCCUGCGCAAGUCGGCCCACCUGAAGAAGCUCAACAGGUACUCGGACGGGCUGCUCCGCUUCGGCUUCUCGCACGACUCCGGCCACAAGUCCGGCUCCAAGAGCAGCAGGAAUGAGGACUUCUUUUACAUCAAGGUCAGCCAGAAAACGCCCGGCUCACAGCGGGCGGACUACACGGCGCUCGCUAGUGGGGAGCCGGGCGGCCAGGCCGGGUCGAGCAGCUUGGACUUCGGGACGCCCACCCCUCAGAAACUGAUGUCCUUCCCAAAUCCGCUGGAACUGAGUGCAGAGAAGAGUGCUGCGAGGCCGACAGCCUUCAAGCCGGUGCUGCCCCGCUCCAGCGCCAUCCUGCACUCCUCCCCGGAGGACGGCAGCCACAUCUCCCAGCAGCUGCUCGCGCCGGACAAGGCCAAGGAGCAAGAGCUCAAGCCAGCCUUGUGCUCCGGGGGGCUCUCCGACUCCGGCAGGAACUCCAUGUCCAGCCUCCCGACCCACAGCACCAGCAGCAGCUACCAGCUGGACCCGCUGGUCACCCCCACGGGACCCGCCAGCCGCUUUGGGGGCUCAGCCCACAACAUCACGCAGUGCGCGGUCAUCCAAGACAGCAACAUGAUGAGCCUGAAGGCCAUGUCCUUCUCUGACGGGGGCAACAAGAUCAUCAACCCUGGCAAAGCACACCAUGCCUCAGAGAAGACCACUUGCAUCCGCUCGCCCAUCUCCACAGACGAGUCCACCAUCCAGGAGCUGGAACAAAUGCUGCUAGAGAGGGAGGGAGAGCUGCAGGAGCUUCAGUCCAGCUUUGAGGAGAAAGAAGUCACCUCCUGCCAGGUUUAUGAAGAGAAGCAGAGGCGUUGCAAGGAAGAGCUGGAGGGCCUCAAGCAGAAAUGCAGCAGCAAGCUAAAGCAGACCUCACAGAAAACCCAGCGGACGCAGCAAGUCCUUCACCUCCAGGUGUUCCAGCUGCAGCAGGAGAAGAAGCAGCUCCGCGAGGAGCUGGAAAACCUCAUGAAAGAGCAAAACCUGCUGGAGACCAAGCUGCGGUCCUAUGAGAAGGAGAAGACUAGUUUUGCUCCGGCACUGGAGGAGACUCAGUGGGAGGUGUGCCAGAAGUCCGGUGAAAUUUCCCUCUUGAAGCAGCAGCUGAAGGAAUCCCAGACUGAGCUCAACACCAAGACCGCGGAGAUCCUUGGCCUGAAAGCUCAACUGAAGGAGGUGAGGGCUAAGAUGGAAGGGCUGGAGAUGAAAACUCGGGACCUGGAGGACUCUCUGCACACCAAGGCCAUGGAGUUGGAGGUGUGUGAAAAUGAGCUUCAGCGCAAGAAGAAUGAGUCCGAACUCCUGAGAGAGAAGGUUAACCUGCUGGAGCAAGAGAUCGUGGACCUCCGAACGGAGCUCUCCAUCCUCAAGGAGCAGCUGAAGGAGGGCUGGGACAGGGCCACGUCUGCCGCCAGCCCGGCCCUGGGCAUGGUGGACAAUGUGCAGGUCCUGCAGGGAGAGGUGGAGAGGCUCAAGGCAGAGCUGAAGGCUGAGCGGGACAACAACGAGCAGAUGACGUCCGGCUUCGAGCACGAGCGGCAGACGUGGAAGGAAGAAAAGGAGAAGGUGAUUCACUACCAGAAGCAGCUGCAGCAGAGCUACCUGCACAUGUACAAGAGGAACCAGAACCUGGAGAAGAUGCUCCAGCAGCUCGCCUCGGGGGAGGAUGGCAAGGAGCCCAUCGCGCUGGACAUACCCGGUGCCGAUGUGCCCUAUGAAGACAUCAUCGCCACCGAGAUCUGAGGCGGGCUCCCCUCUCCUCCUCGCGGACGGAGGGCUCCUCCAGGCGUGAAGCCCUUCCUUGCAGCUCAGCCCGAGCUGGGUGCCCCCUGUACAGUUCAGAUGUGUUUAUUAGCUGAGCUGGUGAGCCCUUCUGCCUUCCCCGUGUUGCGCCAUGGCGGUGCCCUACGCUGCCUGUCGUGUUCCAGAGGUGAACAAGCAAUUCGUGCCAAUGGUGACGUGCCCAGCACCUGCCCCUCGUGUCCAGUGCCUCCUCAGCAGAUGCCUUCUGCUUGUUUGUAAGGAUUGAGAAGCCAGAGACAAGGGCAAUAAGGGAACAGGACUUGAGCAAAACCAAAAUCCUAUCAGGUUAGGAGAUGAUGCAAAACGCCCUAGGGUGAACUCUCCCCACGGGAUGAAUUCCAGAGCGAUGAACGCUGGUUCAGAGAGGGCCUAUGAGUAGCACAGCUCUGGCCACAGCUCCUCCUACCUUGUUCAAGAAGACAUAACCAACACCACGCUUCCACCACUGGUCCCUGGCCCACAGCCCGGAGAAAACACCAAGCUGCUCUGCCACUUAUUGCUCUUUCUCCAGCUGAUUUUGACUUCCAGAGAACAGUUGUAGCCAAGGAACCAGCCCGUAAGGAGCAAGAGGAUUCGUACCAUGCCACUGACCAGGCAAAACAUCCCGCUCUGCUUCUUCAUCCCUUCCACUGUCCUAGAGUGCCUCAGGAAUUACCCCACGUGCACACACACUAACCCAAGACUAUGGAGAGGGAGCAACCUUAGAUUUAUAAGGUUGACUCAUCAUUUUUCCUCCCAGUGCAAACCACUGGAAAGCACCAUCUUCUAAAAGGACAAGUGACUAUUAAGAGAUCACCCCAAGAUACCUUAAAAGAGGCCGGGGUUUCAAAAAGGUGCCUCUUGGGAAACAAACUCCUUUCAGCCUCAUGAAGUUGAGCAGCAGGAAUGUAAGCAGCCACAAAUCAGCAGUUUUUUUCUCUUAGAAAACCCCCAAUUGAUCACUUUCCAUCUCUCCUCAUCUUUUCCGAGUGCAGCAACCAAAAUCGUAGGCUCUGCUCCUUUCAGUUAAGCACAACAGUCACUCCUGCCAGCAGGUUCCUGCCUCCUUCCUGCAAAUCGGCCGUGCCGGAACUGCCUUGCACUAGCGAUCCCAGCCCACGGAGCAGGCUUCCCAUCCCGCACCCACCACCUACCAGCACUUCCCUCCUGCCAGGCCAGGCACCACAUAUACAUAUAUUAUAUAUAUAGUGGCCAGGCCAUGCACCACACUGUAUAUCCACGGCCUCCUGGCUCAGGAGGACUUUACCUCCCUAUUCUUCAGCUGCUAACUAGAUUUAAGGAUUAGCAGAGAUUGCGGGCAGCCCUGGAAAAAUCAAGAGGGAAAUCAUUUUUUUUGGCCCCAAAAGCAGCCCCGCAUGCGCACCCGUCCGUGC
Messenger RNA from Nothoprocta perdicaria, 3285 nucleotides. RefSeq names its product leucine zipper tumor suppressor 1 (gene LZTS1). The transcript is spliced from 3 exons. Gene Ontology annotation, biological process: regulation of synaptic plasticity; regulation of dendrite morphogenesis. NCBI's taxonomy places the organism in Eukaryota, Metazoa, Chordata, Aves, Tinamiformes, Tinamidae. Gene Ontology annotation, cellular component: dendritic spine. The record is from RefSeq and is a predicted model, not a curated record. The coding region runs from base 5 to 1852 and encodes 615 amino acids.